AUGCUUCAAUAUAACGAAAACGGGCACAUCACCAAGCCCUGGAACAAUGGAUACGGCAAGACGGAUGCAGGCACAGUUUUCGUCUACGGCACCAACGACAGUCUCCCAUCAGAUGCAGUGCAGCGUAUCCACAAAGUCUGGACCGCAGAUGGCACUGGUGGUGAUCGGCGGGGCCGCUUGCUGUACCGAGGAGACUUCGAUGAUGGACGAUGUUAUCAGUACACCACGGCCAGCAGUGGGUUCAGCGCUAUUGCGAAUGCCCGAGCAAAGAAAUUCCCAGGUCCCGGCUCAAAUGAUACCGAGCAGGGACAGAAUCUGUGGUGUGUUGCAGAUGUCACUGUGCCUUCUAUGGAGAUCGGUUCUGAAUAUAGUCUAUACUGGGUGUGGGAUUGGCCGUCUUCCAUUGCGGACGGAUUGUCCCAUGUGACGGUCGUGCCGCAAGUGUAUACGACAUGCAUGGACAUCCGUGUGAUUGCCUAG
Zymoseptoria tritici IPO323 is the source of this 480-nucleotide messenger RNA. RefSeq lists its product as uncharacterized. Lineage: Eukaryota; Fungi; Ascomycota; Dothideomycetes; Mycosphaerellales; Mycosphaerellaceae. The transcript has a single exon. Bases 1 to 480 code for a protein of 159 amino acids. The record is from RefSeq and is a predicted model, not a curated record.